Messenger RNA from Aquila chrysaetos chrysaetos, 3933 nucleotides. It is a transcript of the gene KCNQ4, whose product is annotated as potassium voltage-gated channel subfamily Q member 4. The record is from RefSeq and is a predicted model, not a curated record. Gene Ontology annotation, molecular function: voltage-gated potassium channel activity. Gene Ontology annotation, cellular component: membrane. The transcript is spliced from 15 exons. Gene Ontology annotation, biological process: transmembrane transport; potassium ion transport. NCBI's taxonomy places the organism in Eukaryota, Metazoa, Chordata, Aves, Accipitriformes, Accipitridae. Bases 1 to 2112 code for a protein of 703 amino acids.
AUGGCCGGGGCGGCGGCGGGGAGCGGCGGGGAGCGGCGGGGAGCGGCGCUGACGGCGGUGCGCACCGAAGGAGCGGGACCUCCCGGUGGGACCCCCCCGCCCCGCCGCCGCCGCCUGGGGCUGCUGGUGGGACCGCGACCCGGGACCGUCGCCCGCCCCCCCGCCGGCUCCCCGCGUUGUUGCCGCCGCCGCUUGCAGAACGGGCUCUACAACGUGCUGGAACGGCCCCGCGGGUGGGCUUUCGUCUACCACGUCUUCAUAUUCCUCCUCGUCUUCAGCUGCCUGGUGCUGUCGGUCUUCUCCACCAUCCAGGAGCACCAGAAAUUGGCCAACCAGUGCCUCUUCAUCCUGGAGUUCGUCAUGAUCGUGGUGUUCGGCAUGGAGUACAUCAUCCGCGUCUGGGCGGCCGGCUGCUGCUGCCGCUACCGAGGCUGGAGGGGACGCUUCCGAUUUGCCAGGAAACCCUUCUGCGUUAUAGAUUUCAUCGUCUUCAUCGCCUCCGUGGCCGUCAUCGCCGCCGGCACCCAGGGCAACAUCUUCGCCACCUCGGCGCUGCGCAGCAUGCGCUUCCUGCAGAUCCUGCGCAUGGUGCGCAUGGACCGUCGCGGCGGCACCUGGAAGCUGCUGGGCUCCGUCGUCUACGCCCACAGCAAGGAGCUCAUCACCGCCUGGUACAUCGGCUUCCUGGUGCUCAUCUUCGCCUCCUUCCUCGUCUACCUGGCUGAGAAGGAUGCCAAUGCCCAAUUCGCCACCUACGCCGACUCCCUGUGGUGGGGCACGGCUUCCCCCUGCUCUGCCCCCGGGCAGGUCACCCUCACCACCAUCGGCUACGGGGACAAGACGCCGCAGACGUGGCUGGGACGGAUGCUGGCGGCCGGCUUCGCCCUGCUCGGCAUCUCCUUCUUCGCGCUGCCUGCCGGGAUCCUGGGCUCCGGCUUCGCCCUCAAAGUGCAGGAGCAGCAUCGGCAGAAGCACUUUGAGAAGAGGCGGACUCCGGCGGCAAACCUGAUCCAGGCUGCCUGGCGCCUGUACUCGACGGACAUCAGCCGGGCGUACCUGACGGCCACGUGGUGUUACUACGACAGCCUCCUGCCCUCCUUCAGAGAGCUGGUCCUAAUGUUUGAGCAUUUGCACCGAGUCCGCAACGGAGGAUUUAGGAAUUCAGAGGUGAAAAAAUUGCCUGACGGAGCCCCACCGCCUUAUCACUCCUUCACCCCUGGCCAGAAAAGCAUCAGCCCUGCCGCUUGUUCAGGGGAAAGCUGGAAGGAGGAGGACGUGCAGCCCCACAAGUGCUUACGCCUCAGCAACAAGAUGGGCAUCAAGGACCGCAUCCGUCUGAGCAGCUCGCAGCGGCAGGGCAGCCGGGGCAGGCAGCACCUGGGACCCCCCCUGCACCGCUCCCCCAGCACCGAGGACAUUCCCGAGGCUUCCAGCCCCACCAAGGUGCAGAAAAGCUGGAGCUUCAAUGACCGGACCCGCUUCCGUGCAUCCUUGAGGCUCAAGCCGCGGACCCCAGUCGAGGCCGACUGCCCGCCGGAGGACAGCAGCGAGGAGAAGAGCUCCCACUGUGACCUGACCUUCGAGGACAUCAUGCCAGCAGUGAAGACCCUCAUCCGGGCUGUCAGGAUCCUGAAGUUCCUGGUGGCCAAGAGGAAGUUCAAGGAGACCUUGCGUCCCUACGACGUCAAGGACGUCAUCGAGCAGUACUCGGCCGGCCACCUGGACAUGCUGGGCAGGAUCAAGAGCCUGCAGAUGCGCGUGGACCAGAUCGUGGGCAGGGGGGCCCUCGCUGCGGACAAGAAGAUGCGGGAGAAGGGGGAGAAGCCGGCGCUGGAGACGGAGCUGGUGGACGAGCUCAGCAUGAUGGGGCGAGUGGUCAAAGUGGAGAGGCAGGUGCAGUCCAUUGAGCAGAAGCUGGACCUGCUGCUCGGUCUCUACUCCCAGUGCCUCCGCAAGGGCUCCAUAAACUCCUUCAGCCUGGCCGCCGUGCAGGUGCCCCCCUGCGAGCCCGACAUCACCUCCGACUACCACAGCCCCGUGGACCACGAGGACAUCUCGGUCUCUGCCCAGACCCUGAACAUCUCCAGGUCGGCCAGCGCCAACAUGGACUGAGCGGGGAGGCAGUGGGACGGAUCCCACCAGCGCGCAGCCGGUGGGAUGGGAUGCCGGGGUGUGGGAGCAGCGUGGCAUCGCCCGGCCCCGUCUAGCCACGUCCCUGGCCAUGUUACUUGAACCAAGUCGUCCUUUGCGGGGACACGGCUGCAGCGGGGUGCCCGCUCUGGGGAUGGGGUGGGAGCCCGUGGCACUGCAGCAUGGCCAGACCACGCUCCUGGGAUGCUCCUGCCCUUCCCGGGGGGUGAGACCCCCCCAGCUCCUGGGGCCUCGAGCGCUCCCCAGCCAUGGCGGGGAUGCUCCAGGCUGGCCCCAUCCCCUGGGGUUUGGGUCGUACCCCCCAGCCCUCAGGACAUGUCCAGCUCCCCAGUGGGGUCCUGCCUGGUCCCCCAGAGCCGAGCCGGGACCACCGCCAGCUAUGCAAGGCUUCAUCUCCCUUCCGCUUGCCUUCCGCCAAGCAGGGGCGUUGGGGCACGACCCAGUGUGGUUUUACCUGCGUCGCUCCGGGUCAGGGCAGCAGCAGGGGCCCCCCCCCAGGCCGCUGAGCGGGGGUCUGUCCCCCCCUCACUCUCCUCUGCCUGGGUUGUUUCCCUGCUCGCAGGGCUGCAGCGCUGCAGCUGCGGCUGCACCUCUAGAAGCACAGCAGAGCCUUCUGCCUGCCCGUGCAUGCUCCCAGGGCAAUAUAUAUAUAGAAGAUAUAUAUAUAUAUUUAUGCAAUAAUGUCUUAAUAUGCAACAACCCCGGGAAGAGCAACCCGUGGGGACAUAGGCAAUAAGCAAACCCCCCCUACCAGCACACAGGGCUAGAUCCUGCUGCCCGUGGGGGCCCGCCUGGGUGCCCUGGGGGCUUGGGGCUGGGUGACAAACCUCCACCCGAGGGUGGCCCUGGGGCCACGGGGCUGGGCAGGGCCUGUGGAGGAGGGAGGGAUGCAGGCAGAGGUGAUGGGGACAGUGGUCCCCAAGGAGCAUCCCUCCCUCCCAUGUCCCAGAACCUGCUCUUGCUUAGAGGAUUCCUUCUUGCUUAGAGGUCCUGCGGUGCUCGGUUUGUCCCUCCCCAUGUCCCCAUCCCUUCUGUGGUCCGGGGAGCACGGGCUGGACCUGGGGGGUGACUGCCCGGUGGGGACAGAGCGGUGUUGGCCGUGCCUCCCCGCAUGCCACUCGCGGCAGAGCCACAGCGGCUCCCGCGCUGCCCCACUCCCCCCAGGAAACCCUGGGGCCGGUUUCCAGUCCCGCACCGCUGGGCUGAGCCAGGCUGGAAGCGAUCGUGGUAGUGCCAAAGUUUGCCGAGCUGGGGCUGGUGUCUGCUCCUGCGUGGCCGGGGGUCCCGGGGGGUCUUGAUGGGCUUCGGACCGUGGGAUUUGCACACACCCCCUUCCCAAGCCCCCCCGUGCCUCCGCUCCUGGCGGCAGGGACCCCUGACCCUGCUCGUUUUUCUUGCCUCGUUAGUGCAUGUGGCCAGCGCGGGCCGUGCCAGAGCCGCUUGCAGCCUCCCCCCUGCUCCUGCACCACCCCGGCCCCCUCGCCCCGGGGGUGCCCGUCCCCCCGGCUGGGCCGUGGGGGCAGCGGGGGCACGAGGGGACGGCCGGGUGCUGUGGGUGGGCAGGCGGGUGGGUCGCUGCGUGGGUGCCGUGGGUGCCCGGCCACGGGGCGAGGGUGCAUGCGACAGCUUUGCCCGCAGCCGCACGCAGGAACUAACUCGUAGGAUCCCCCCCCCCGCCGUCUCCCCGGGGCUGGCUGGUCCCCGCAGACCUCCCCAGCCAGAAGUAGUUACCUCACUUGAUUAACUUAUUAACUUAUUUGUUUCAUUAAAAUUUGGAGUAGA